Medioppia subpectinata is the source of this 483-nucleotide messenger RNA. The record is from the annotation of a GenBank genome assembly. Lineage: Eukaryota; Metazoa; Arthropoda; Arachnida; Sarcoptiformes; Oppiidae.
AUGAACGAGAAUGUAUUUACUUUAUGUGGUACACCGGAGUACAUGGCACCAGAAAAAUUAUUGGGCAAUGGUGAUUCUACAGUUACAGACUAUUGGUCUUUAGGAUGUCUGAUAUACGAAAUGCUUUUAGGAGAGCCUCCAUUUUAUGCCGAAGUGCCACAGUUGAUUUAUAAGAAAGUGAUAAGCGAAGAGGUAAAAAUUCCAUACGGACUCUCUUCAGAGGCAAAAGACCUACUAAUACGAUUACUUGCGAAGAAUAGAUGCAAUAGAUUGGGUUUUAACGGAACUGAGGAGAUUAUGAAGCAUCCUUUUUUUUAUGGAGUGGAUUGGAAUCGAGUGAAGGAUUCAGACUAUAAAUCGCCUUUUCAGGUGGAGAUUAAUCAAUUUGAGAGUCUUCAAUCCGAAGAUUUUGAGAGGGAAAAGCUACCUACCAAAACAUCCAGUAGUUAUAGACGAAUCUUUAGGAUACGAAAAGAUGAGUAG